GACCUAGAGUUGGUUUAGGCAGUAGGGAGUUUCUGCUGGGGUCUGGAUUGGAGUCACAGAAGACCGGACCCUACCGUGUAUGAUUGGAGUCUAAAGGAAAAAAAGAACUUCCCUCGCCUCAAAGAGUCUACAUGUCUAAUAUUUAGACAUGUUCAGCUUUGUGGAUAUUCGGUUGGCGCUGUUGCUCAGCGCAGCGGUGCUUUUGGCAAGAGGACAAGGCGAGGAUGAUCGCACAGGCGGCAGCUGCACAUUGGACGGCCAGGUCUACAAUGACAGGGACGUCUGGAAACCAGAGCCAUGCCAAAUCUGCGUGUGCGACAGCGGCACCGUUAUGUGCGACGAGGUGAUCUGCGAGGACACAACCGACUGCCCCAACCCAGUGAUUCCCCACGACGAGUGCUGCCCUGUCUGCCCAGACGAAUUCCAGGAGCCCAGUGUUGAGGGACCAAGAGGUCCUGCUGGUGAUAAGGGUGAAAGGGGUCCUCCUGGCCCUCCCGGCAAUGACGGAAUCCCUGGACAGCCUGGUCUUCCUGGGCCCCCAGGCCCCCCUGGACCUCCUGGCCUUGGUGGAAACUUUUCUCCUCAGAUGUCUGGUGGAUUUGAUGAGAAAUCCGGAGGAGCAAUGGCCGUCCCAGGCCCCAUGGGACCUAUGGGCCCCCGUGGACCCCCUGGACCUCCUGGAUCUGCUGGACCCCAAGGAUUCACUGGUCCCCCUGGUGAGUCUGGUGAGGCUGGUUCUCCUGGUCCAAUGGGUCCCCGUGGUUCAGCUGGUCCCCCUGGAAAGAACGGAGAGGAUGGUGAGUCUGGCAAACCCGGUCGCCCUGGUGAGCGCGGACCCUCUGGCGCACAGGGUGCUCGUGGAUUCCCCGGAACCCCUGGACUUCCAGGCAUCAAGGGACACAGAGGAUUCAGCGGUCUAGAUGGAGCUAAGGGAGAUACUGGCCCUGCUGGACCUAAGGGUGAGCCUGGUGCCCCUGGUGAGAACGGAACUCCUGGAGCUAUGGGUCCUCGUGGUCUGCCUGGCGAGAGAGGCCGCUCUGGUCCUCCUGGUGCUGCUGGUGCUCGUGGUAACGAUGGUGCCGCCGGAGCUGCUGGUCCUCCUGGCCCAACUGGCCCUGCUGGUCCCCCAGGAUUCCCUGGUGGCCCUGGAUCUAAGGGAGAGGUUGGUGCUCAGGGAACUCGUGGUGCAGAGGGACCCCAGGGAGCCCGUGGUGAGCCUGGUAAUCCUGGACCUGCUGGUGCUGCUGGACCCGCUGGUAACAAUGGAGCUGAUGGUGCCCCUGGUCUUAAGGGUGCUCCUGGCGCUCCUGGUAUUGCUGGUGCUCCUGGUUUCCCUGGACCACGUGGUCCUUCUGGGGCUGCUGGAGCUGCUGGUGCCCCUGGCCCUAAGGGUAACACUGGUGAGUUCGGUGCCUCUGGUGCCAAAGGAGAGGCUGGUGCUAAGGGAGAGGCUGGUGCCCAAGGAGUUCAGGGUCCCCCUGGCCCCCCUGGUGAGGAAGGCAAGAGAGGAGCUCGUGGUGAGCCCGGUUCUGCCGGUGUCCGCGGAUCCCCUGGUGAACGUGGUGCUCCUGGUGCUCGUGGUUUCCCUGGUGCUGAUGGAUCUUCAGGUCCUAAGGGUGCCACUGGUGAGCGUGGAGGCCCUGGAGUUGUUGGACCUAAGGGUGCCACUGGUGAGCCUGGUCGCAAUGGUGAACCUGGUAUGCCAGGAUCCAAGGGUAUGACUGGUAGCCCUGGCAGCCCUGGACCUGAUGGAAAGACCGGAUCUUCUGGUGCUCCUGGACAAGAUGGCCGCCCUGGACCACCUGGCCCCGUUGGAGCCAGAGGACAGCCUGGUGUCAUGGGAUUCCCUGGACCUAAGGGUGCUGCUGGUGAGGCUGGCAAACCCGGUGAGAGAGGUGUGAUGGGUGCUAUUGGUGCCACUGGCGCUCCCGGUAAGGAUGGUGAUGUUGGUGCCCCUGGUGCCUCUGGACCUGCUGGGCCUGCAGGUGAGAGAGGUGAACAGGGACCUGCUGGUCCUCCUGGAUUCCAGGGUCUGCCAGGACCUCAGGGUGCUACUGGUGAGCCUGGCAAAUCUGGUGAGCAGGGUCUUCCUGGAGAGGCUGGAGCUUCUGGACCUGCUGGAUCCAGAGGCGACAGAGGAUUCCCUGGUGAGCGUGGUGCCCCUGGCUCUGCUGGUCCUGCUGGUGCCCGUGGUUCUCCAGGUGCAGCUGGUAACGAUGGUGCCAAGGGUGAUGCUGGUGCCCCAGGUGCCCCUGGUGCUCAGGGUCCUCCCGGACUUCAAGGAAUGCCUGGUGAUCGUGGUGCUGCUGGUCUGCCAGGUCUUAAGGGUGACAGAGGUGACCAAGGUGCCAAGGGUGUUGAUGGUGCCCUUGGUAAAGAUGGCAUCCGAGGUAUGACCGGACCAAUUGGACCUCCUGGACCUGCUGGAGCUCCUGGUGACAAGGGAGAGACUGGUGCUCCUGGACUUGUUGGACCUAAUGGUGCCCGUGGACCACCUGGUGAGCGUGGAGAGACUGGUCCUUCUGGACCCGCUGGAUUUGCUGGACCUCCUGGUGCCGAUGGUCUGCCUGGUGCUAAGGGAGAGUCUGGAGACAAUGGUGCAAAGGGUGACGCUGGUGCUCCAGGACCUGCCGGAGCGACUGGUGCCCCCGGACCUCAGGGUCCUGUUGGUGCUACUGGACCCAAGGGUGCCCGUGGUGCUGCUGGUCCUCCAGGUGCUACUGGCUUCCCUGGUGCUGCUGGCCGAGUUGGACCUCCCGGCCCUGCUGGAAACGCUGGACCCCCAGGACCUUCUGGAGUCCCUGGUAAAGAGGGCCAGAAAGGUAACCGUGGUGAGACUGGACCUGCUGGGCGCACUGGUGAAGUUGGUGCUGCUGGACCACCUGGUGCCCCUGGUGAGAAAGGAAAUCCUGGAGCUGAGGGUCCUUCCGGCUCUGCUGGUAUCCCUGGACCUCAAGGUAUUGGUGGUCAGCGUGGUAUUGUUGGUCUCCCUGGCCAGAGAGGCGAGCGUGGUUUCCCUGGUCUCCCCGGCCCAUCUGGAGAGCCUGGCAAACAAGGACCAUCUGGUCCCUCUGGUGAGCGUGGACCUCCUGGACCCAUGGGACCCCCUGGAUUGGCUGGAUCUCCUGGUGAGCCUGGUCGUGAGGGUACUCCAGGUAAUGAGGGCUCUGCUGGACGUGAUGGUGCUUCUGGCCCCAAGGGUGACCGUGGUGAGACUGGCACUGCUGGCACCCCCGGUGCUCCUGGACCUUCUGGUUCUCCUGGACCCAUUGGCCCUGCUGGAAAGACUGGUGAUCGUGGAGAGUCUGGUCCUGCUGGUCCUGCCGGUGCUGCUGGCCCUGCUGGUCCCCGUGGACCCGCUGGACCCUCUGGAGCUCGUGGAGACAAGGGUGAGACUGGUGAGGCUGGUGAGAGAGGCAUGAAGGGACACAGAGGAUUUACAGGAAUGCAGGGACCCCCAGGACCUCCUGGACCCUCUGGAGAGCCUGGACCUGCUGGAUCUUCUGGAGCCGCUGGACCUAGAGGCCCUGCUGGAUCUGCUGGAGCCACUGGUAAGGAUGGUAUGAGCGGACUUCCUGGACCCAUUGGACCUCCUGGACCCCGUGGUCGCAGUGGAGAAAUUGGACCCUCUGGACCUCCUGGACCUCCCGGACUCCCUGGACCUCCUGGACCCUCUGGUGGUGGAUUUGAUAUCGGCUUCAUUGCCCAGCCACAGGAGAAGGCCCCUGAUCCCUUCCGCUCAUACCGUGCCGACGAUGCCAAUGUGAUGCGCACCCAGACUGGAAGAGCGGCGAGUACUGGAUUGACCCUGACCAGGGCUGCAACCAGGAUGCCAUCAAGGUCUACUGCAACAUGGAAACUGGUGAGACCUGCGUCUACCCAGCUGAGUCCUCCAUUCCCAAGAAGAACUGGUACACAAGCAAGAACAUCAAGGAGAAGAAGCACGUCUGGUUCGGAGAGGCCAUGACCGAUGGCUUCCAGUUCGAGUAUGGCAGCGAGGGCUCUAAGCCUGAGGAUGUCAACAUUCAGCUCACCUUCCUGCGCCUCAUGUCCACUGAGGCCUCCC
Molecule: messenger RNA, 4066 nt
Organism: Sinocyclocheilus anshuiensis
Lineage: Eukaryota; Metazoa; Chordata; Actinopteri; Cypriniformes; Cyprinidae
Product: collagen alpha-1(I) chain-like
Exons: 51
Coding region: 149-3967 (1272 amino acids)
Molecular function (GO): protein binding
Source: RefSeq, a predicted model, not a curated record